Messenger RNA from Sitophilus oryzae (rice weevil), 1309 nucleotides. RefSeq names its product replication factor C subunit 2 (gene RfC4). NCBI's taxonomy places the organism in Eukaryota, Metazoa, Arthropoda, Insecta, Coleoptera, Curculionidae. Gene Ontology annotation, cellular component: nucleus; DNA replication factor C complex. Gene Ontology annotation, molecular function: DNA clamp loader activity; DNA binding; ATP binding. The record is from RefSeq and is a predicted model, not a curated record. The transcript is spliced from 7 exons. The coding region runs from base 142 to 1188 and encodes 348 amino acids. Gene Ontology annotation, biological process: DNA repair; DNA-templated DNA replication.
GGUUGAACGUUGGUACUGUCAAAAUUGUCAAAGUGACAAGUGACCAUUUUUGGAGGGAAAUAAUUUUAAAUAAGAAAAUAAAAAAUAUAAAAAGAGUUAAUUGUUUUAAGGUUUAUAAUUUCAAUAAAUAGGUUUUCAAAAAUGGCAGACACUUGUGAAAUGAUGGAAACGGACUCGCCACAACCAGGAACAUCGAAAUCCACUGAAGUAUCAAAAAAGACUUCUAACCUUCCUUGGAUAGAAAAGUAUAGACCUCAAACCUUCGAAGAGAUCAUGGGUAAUGAAGAAACUACAACACGCCUCUCAAUAUUCGCUAAAAAGGGCAAUGUGCCUAAUAUUAUCAUUGCGGGUCCACCAGGUGUAGGAAAGACUACUACCAUUCUAUGUUUAGCGAAGAUAUUGUUGGGCUCUGCAUUUAAAGAGGCAGUACUUGAAUUAAACGCUUCGAACGAUAGAGGCAUUGAUGUAGUUAGAAACAAAAUAAAAAUGUUUGCUCAACAAAAAGUCACUUUACCCCCUGGCAGGCAUAAAAUCAUUAUAUUAGAUGAAGUAGAUAGUAUGACUGAAGGUGCACAACAAGCUCUCAGACGUACUAUGGAGAUUUACAGCAACACCACAAGAUUUGCUUUAGCUUGUAACUAUAGUGAAAAGAUUAUUGAGCCAAUUCAAUCCCGGUGUGCUAUCUUACGAUAUACAAAACUCUCUGACGCACAAGUAUUGGCAAGAGUAAUUCAAAUUUGCCAGAAAGAAAAUGUAAAUUAUACUGAAGAUGGUCUGGAAGCUAUUGUUUUUACUGCCCAAGGUGAUAUGAGACAAGCUUUAAACAAUCUCCAGUCAACCCAUAAUGGUUUUGAUAUAGUUAAGUCUGAAAAUGUUUUUAAAGUUUGUGAUGAGCCUCAUCCAAUGUUAAUUAAAGAAAUGUUAAAAUCUUGUUCAGUGGGUGAUAUUCGGAAGGCUUAUAAAGUAAUGGAACAUUUUUGGAAUCUCGGAUAUGCUGCAGAGGAUAUUAUCAAAAAUAUAUUUAAAGUGUGUAAAAAUUUGGACAUUGAGGAGCCAUUAAAAUUAGCUUUUAUCAAGGAAAUAGGUAUUACUCAUAAACGUAUAGUAGAGGGUUUAACUACGCUGGUUCAAAUGUCCGGUCUCUUAUCUAGACUUUGUAUAGCAUCAAGUGGUGUUGAAAUAAGUUAAUUUUUACUAUUAUGCUGUAUUAUUUUAAGUUUAUGAUAUUUGGAUAUAUCUAUUCAAAGACCUAAUCUAAUAGGAGAGACUCUUAUUUCUCCAUGUUUCAAUAAAUUUUGGUUAUCUAUCU